This is a messenger RNA of Manis javanica (Malayan pangolin), 909 nucleotides long. The record is from RefSeq and is a predicted model, not a curated record. NCBI's taxonomy places the organism in Eukaryota, Metazoa, Chordata, Mammalia, Pholidota, Manidae.
CUUCUGCUUUCCUGCACAGUGUACAAGCGCCAGGGGGCGGUGACCACCGCUCGGCCGCCCCGCCCCCAGGCGCGCAGUCGUUGGUGCGCCGUGCUGCGCACUGUGUGACUCGCUUGCCUUCGGGAAGGAAGCCGGAGCGGCUCGGUAUGGCGGCCGUUUUGGAGCCGCGGGUGCUGGUGGAGCUGGUCCAGGCGAUCUACGAGGAGCCCUUUGUGACCAGGCCACCCUCUGUGUUGGGGCCCUACUGUGCUGUGCCCAAGCAAACACCCAGAGGUCAGUUGCCUGAGGGCAGCAGUGCGAUUCAGACAAUGGAGAAUCCUCUCCUGUCUCUGAAAAGUGUUCUAGCUACCUGGCUGAGCCCCAGCUCCACCUCCUGGGUGACUGACACCAUCAUCAUCCUGUGUGGACUGGGGCCUCUCCUUCUGUCACUCCCCUUCUUCCCAAGUGAUCCAUCCUCACCACCACCUAGAAACAUCAGGAAGCAUCACCCGGAGCCCAGGGAGAAGAACAGGAGGAGGAAGAGAGGCGCAGCUCUGAGACGUGAGCGCCUGCCAGCUGGCCAUGCCAACCCUGGAGGCAGCUUCCCUCGCUCCCGCCCAAGGGCCCAGCUCCAUGACACCCCUGAGGAUGCCAGCGGCAGGGCCUGUCCCUCAGGAUUGGGAGCCUGUGGGGAGGCUGCUGGGCAGGAGAUCCGAGCCUGGAUGCUCCCCAGAGUCUGUGCUGGAACAAAGCUGAGAGGGGCUGGAAGUGGGUGUCACCCAGCACGGACUGGGUGGGCUGGAGUGGACCAAGAGUGCCUGGAUCGGGAGGGGUGACUCCAGGUCCACAUGGGGACAAUGUGGUAAACUUUCCUCAGGGUGGCUGUGAGGGCCACAGUGGGUAAUGGAUGUAGAAGCCUCUUGAAAAUAC